UUUCCCCCGCCCCAAAUGAGCGGCGCUCCCGGCGGGCCCCGGCCGAGGACCCCGCCGAGCCGCGGAGCCGCGGCCGCCCCGUCGCCCCGGCCGCCCCCCGCCGACCCGCUGCGCCAGGCCAGCCGGCUGCCCAUCCGCGUCCUGAAGAUGCUCAGCGCCCACGGCGGCCACCUCCUGCACCCCGAGUACCUCCAGCCGCUCUCCUCCACGCCCGUCAGCCCCAUCGAGCUGGACGCCAAGAAGAGCCCGCUGGCGCUGCUGGCCCAGACCUGCUCGCAGAUCGGGAAGCCCGACCCGCCGCCCUCCUCCAAGCUGAACGCCGUGGCGGCCGCCGCGCCCGCCGCCGACAAGGAGCCCUCGGCCCGGCCCGCCGCGCUGAAGCCGCCGGGCAGCGGGGACGCGCCCGCCGAGGACAAGUCGAGCUUCAAGCCCUACUCGAAGGGCGGCGGGGAGCCCCGCAAAGAGGGCGGCGCGGACAAGGCCGGCUUUCGGGUGCCCAGCGCCGCGUGCCCGCCGUUCCCCCCGCACGCCGCCGCCUCGCCCGGCGGCUCCCGCGGGGCCUCGCCGCAGCACCCCGACCCCAAGGCCGCCGAGGAGAAGAAGGAGCCCGAGGGCGGCAAGCCCAGCCCCGAGGGGACGGGCGGGGCGCUGGGGCGCGGGGUGGUGGAGCCCGGGGCGCACGGCGAGCCCCCUUCGGGCCGCAAGUCGGAGCCCCCCGCGCUGCCGCCCGCCGGCCAUGUGGCCCCCGUGUCGCCCUACAAGCCGGGCCACUCCGUCUUCCCCCUGCCGCCCUCCAGCAUCGGCUACCACGGCUCCAUCGUCGGCGCCUACGCCGGCUACCCGUCCCAGUUCGUGCCCGGGCUGGACCCCACCAAGCCGGGGCUGGUGGGCAGCCAGCUGCCGGGGGCGCUGGGGCUGCCGGGCAAACCGCCCAGCUCCAGCCCGCUCACCGGGGCCUCGCCGCCCUCCUUCAUGCAGGGAUUAUGCCGGGACCCGUACUGCCUGAGCUACCACAGCGCCUCGCACCUGGGCUCCAGCAACUGCUCCAGCUGCGUGCACGACCCCGGCAGCCUCAAGAGCGGAUACCCCUUGGUGUACCCCACGCACCCCCUGCACUCGGUGCACACCACGCUCUCCUCCAGCGGCACCCCCAGCCUGCCCGGCCACCCCCUCUACACCUACGGCUUCAUGCUGCAGAACGACCCCCUGCCCCACAUAUGCAACUGGGUGUCUGCCAGCGGACCCUGCGACAAGAGGUUUGCCACCUCGGAGGAGCUGCUCACCCACCUACGGACCCACACGGCCCUGCCGGGGGCCGAGAAACUCUUGGCGGGCUACCCUACCUCCGGGCUGGGCUCCGCGGCCUCCUGCCACCUGCACCUCCCGCCCGCCGCCCCCGGGAGCCCCAACACCUUACCGGCCUCGCUCUCCUUGAGGAGCCCACACACUUUGGGACUAAACAGGUACCACCCCUACGGCAAGAGCCACUUGCCCACGGCCGGCGCCCUGCCCGUGCCCUCCUUGCCGGCUGCCGGACCUUACUACUCCCCGUACGCGCUCUACGGCCAAAGACUCACGUCAGCCUCGGCUUUGGGAUAUCAGUAACCGGCGCGGCCCCGGCCGGCUCAGCCCCAGCCCCCCGCGCCCUCCUUGGACUCUGUAUUUAUUACUGUAUGUUAGCUUAAAGCUGGGAAUAUAAGUGCAUUAUACACCAAUGAAUCAAUGGUAUGCAAAAAGUCUGUGUCCAAAAAAAAAAAAAUAACUCGAAAAAAAGAAAAAAAAAAAAAUCCCUCUUUACUUUGCAGGUGUGGUGGGGCUUUGAUUUUCCCCUUCUGUUUCUUUUGAAUUUUUUUUUUUCCUUCCCCUUCUUAAUUUCCCCUGAGAAAUUCUUGCAUGACUCCUGCCACACAAGGAAAAGCAAAAAAAAAAAAAAAGGCAUUUUCCUCCUUCCCCUCUGCGUUUAUUGCUCUGGGAUCCUGUUCUCUGCAUUUGUAACUUGCAGAUGUAAUUUUUUUUUUGUAAUUUUUUUCUUAUUUUUAAUCUUUGGGGUUUUCAAAUUUUUUUUCCUUUUAAAAUUUUUGUGGUUUAUUUUUUUUUAAUUUUACUCUUUUUUUGUUUUUUUUUGGUUUUGUUUUUUUUUUUUUUUCCUUUUUGCGCUGUGUCCAGGGCCGGGGGGGCUGCUCACGCCGGCCGGGUGAUGCUCACCCCAGGCCGUGCUCCCCCCGCGGCCGUGCCCCGCUGGGGGCUGCAGGACCCCGCAUGUCCCCCCCAUGCCGGGGGGGACCGGAGGAGCGGCGGGCGCAGCGGCAGGACCGGCGGCCCCGGGCGGGCGGACGAGCCCCGGUAAGUCUGAUUUUGUUAAUAAACGGCUCUUGGUUGUACCCAUGCUCUGGUCUCGUCUCGUCCCUGCCCGGGGGUCCGGCGGGGGCCGCGGGGUCCCAGCACCAUCUAGCGGUGGCGGCGGCGGGAGCGGCACCGGAGGAGCCCCGCGGGAGCGGCGGCACCGGCGCCCCGGGUGCGCUCCUGGCGCGGCCCCGCGAGCUCCGCGCCCCCGUGUCCCCCCCCCUCCGUGUCCCUGUCCCCGGUGUCCCCAGGCGUGGCGGCGGAGGGAAGGUUCGAGAAGGCGUUUAGCGGGAUCAGAGCGGUGCCCCUGCGUGGUCACCCCCUCCCGGGGUGCAGUUUUGGGGGAGCAGGUGUGGUAGAAGCAGGGUACCGGAUCUCGGUGUAGGGGGGUCCUGCCUGCUCCCCUUCAAUCUUUGUGUCGGGAGGAGGGUGAUGGAUGGCUCUGACAUGGUCUGGCUCCAUCCCCACCAUGGCUGGGGGGCUCUGCCUGCUCCAUGCCCCAAGGAAAUCGCUUUCACUCCAGCUCUGGGACCCCCGGCCAAGCUGCCCCUUGAAACCCUGCAUGCCCCAUUGCCCCACAUCACUUAUUUUUUUCCUGCCUUGUUCCUGUUGCAUUUCAGUGAGUCACGCAAUUAAUCCCUGUUAAUUGCCUUCUCGAUAUUGCUUUAUGCCCUGUGUUUAAAUUCCUUUGUGUCCUUUGAGCUGAAAAAUAACGCGCUGAGAACAGGGACUACUUUUGCCAAAGGGAUUUUGAUUUCCCUGCCUGUGCCUGAGCGUGGCUGCGGGCGUGCGGCCGCUGGGAGGGCCCAGCUGGGUUUCCUAUGGCAGCAGGAGAGGUUUGGUGGUCCAGGGCCAGUUUGGCUCCAUGCUGAGCUCCCCGAGGCUGGUUUUGGGGGUCUCUGGCUGCCCCUUGCCCUGUGCAGAUGUGGCUGGGCUCCGUUUGUGGCCGUGCUGGUGUUGCUCCUUCCAGGUGGGAUGUUUGCUGGAUGAAGGCUGGGAUUUGCAGGGCUGGGGCUGGCACAGGGGUGUUUGCAGGGCUGGGGCUGGCACAGGGGGGCUUUGCUGCGGGUGUUUGCUCUGUCCUGUGGGCACAGCAGAAAGGGGGUGCCAGGCCCAGGCUGGUGUAGCCCCUCCGGUGUCUCCUGUGUCCCUGCUGGAUGCUGAGCCUGUGGCAGCUGAUGCUGGCUGUGGAGCAGGGUGCCACGGGCGGUGGGCAGAGCAGCUCCAGUGUGUUCUCUCUGGUGGCACAGGAGGUACCCAGACCCCCUGGCCCUCGGGAGCAUUGCUUCUCCCUGGUCUUGGCCCCCACUCCCAGCAGUGAUGCCGCUCGGUGUCAGCCUCGCUCGGGCAUUGCCAGUCCCCAUCAUAAAUCCUGGCUGUGGCUUCAUGCUGGGGUCUGCCUCAGGUUCCUGCACUGGAAUUUUGUCCCACCGUGCCCAUCCCUGGCCGUGGCUGGGCACCUCGUGCCACGGGGUGGGAGGAUGAUGCCGCAGACCCUCGAGGCGCGGUAGCCCGGUGCCAAAAUCAGCGCACCCGGCACGGCCGCUCCGGGUAGCAGCGCUGCCAGGGCCGUGCCAGAUCCCAGCCAAAGAGCAGCCAGGGCACAGGGCAAGGGGCUGCACGGCCUCGUCCUGCUAGAGCCUUCUCCCAGAGCUGCCGGGCGAUCCCUCCUCCCAGCAAAGCUCCAUCCCCUCUCUCCCCCAAACCCUCCCCACACCAGGAUGGUCCCUGCUCCAAAACGAGCCCAUGCGCCUUCCCUUAACCCACGGCAGGGGUGGGUGCUGCCUGGAUGAGUCCUGCUGUGCAGGAGGUUCCCUGAGGAAUAUUUAUCUCCUCCCUAAGGACUGCAGCAGCGGGGCCAGACCGUGUAAACACCACGAGUAUCAUCUGAUAGCGGCGGCACUUGGGCUGAGCUGCUGGGGAACAGUCGUGUUGCCAAUAUAUUAAAUAAUUCCCUGUGUAAUGUAUGCCCAGGUUAUUGCAGAAUUCAUUUUAUAAUAAGAGCACUGGGAUGCACUUUAUUAAUCAUUCUGUCUAACAACCUGCACUCCACAGUUUCGGUUUGAUUUGAUUCAAUCCUGUCUUUCUGCAAAAUAUAUGGCUGAGUGGGUUGGAUAAUGUAUGGCUUAAUUUAGAGUUGUAUGGGUUUGAAUUACCAUUUUCAUAAUGUGCUGUGCAUUAAUGUGUUGCAUCAUUUAUACAGAAAAAUGUGCCAGGUUUCAAACCUCUCCAGGAGGCAAAAGUCACCUAAAGGGAACGUGGAGAGACAGAAAAAGACCUUUUCAAAUCCAGCUGGGGCUGGGAGGACACCGGUGGGUGUCGGACGUGGGGACAGCAGUGUUGGGGCUGUGCUGGUGUCUCCUUUCCCCGUGGCACAGCAGCAUCUUCUCCAGCUCACCCCGAGCUGCCGGGGACCUGCAGCACUUGACUCACCGGUGACCCCGGUGCCGGCGCUCGCCGAAGUCGCGCCCACCGUCACUCGCCCCGCGCCGCGAGGAAAAAGCUCUGAUUAUCCAAAUACAGUCAUUAAAGGGGAAAUGUGUUUUUAGGACUGUCAGAGUGAUUAAUGAGGGUUAGCAAUCCUUGCAAAUGCACUUGUUUAGUCUAACUGGCAGCCUCUCCUUUCCUAUUGAUUUAUGGUGGCAGUUGCCGGGGCCGCGGUGUGUGAGGAAGGAGCGGGGCUGCGCCGGGGCUGCCGGGGCACGGCGAGGGGCCCGGCCGAGCGGCACGGCACGCUCUGCUGUGCCGGAGGCAGCCGAACAAAGGCAACAUUAUCCCCUGUGCCGGGGAAGGAAUGACUUGGACGCACACGCCGAGCCGCUCCGCGUGCCUUAUAAAUAUCCCCGUCUGUGAAGCCCGAAGCCCAGCUGACCACAGCCACGCUGUCCGCCCAAUAAAUACGUGAAUGAAA
Messenger RNA from Haemorhous mexicanus (house finch), 5254 nucleotides. RefSeq names its product zinc finger protein 703 (gene ZNF703). NCBI's taxonomy places the organism in Eukaryota, Metazoa, Chordata, Aves, Passeriformes, Fringillidae. The transcript is spliced from 2 exons. Gene Ontology annotation, cellular component: nucleus. Bases 16 to 1605 code for a protein of 529 amino acids. Gene Ontology annotation, biological process: negative regulation of DNA-templated transcription. The record is from RefSeq and is a predicted model, not a curated record.